Cynoglossus semilaevis (tongue sole) is the source of this 4736-nucleotide messenger RNA. RefSeq names its product sorbin and SH3 domain containing 1 (gene sorbs1). Gene Ontology annotation, cellular component: cytoplasm; nucleus; cell-substrate junction. Gene Ontology annotation, molecular function: protein binding. The transcript is spliced from 27 exons. Bases 97 to 4392 code for a protein of 1431 amino acids. NCBI's taxonomy places the organism in Eukaryota, Metazoa, Chordata, Actinopteri, Pleuronectiformes, Cynoglossidae. The record is from RefSeq and is a predicted model, not a curated record. Gene Ontology annotation, biological process: cell-substrate adhesion.
GGCUCUCCAGCAGAGGGCAGUGUAAUACCAAAAGCAUCUCCUCCUGGCUCUGGCCCUCGAGCAGCCUGCGCUGUCAGGAUCACACCGUUGAAAACCAUGAAAGGCUCUCCUGACCUGAUUCCUGACGCAGACGUGGAUCCCAGCAGAGUCUGCAAAGGGAAGGGAGUGGUGACCCUGAGGGCCACUCUGGUCCACAUAGAUGAUGAAGACUCCGUCAGCGAGGAGUCCAGCAUCAUCACCAGGCAGAGUGGCUGGACGAAGCAGAUUAAUGGAGACGGCUCUAAAGCAGCACUGGCUGAGGGCUGCGGCAACAACACAGCUGAUUUACCUCCUGUAAACAACACUCAGUGCCAGACAAUUACUGAAGAAGGCUUAAAAGAAAACGGGGCUGUGUCCUGCGGUGACCUGCAGAACUGUAUCACAUCAUCCCCCAGUUCUGCCUAUCCCUGCACCAGCACAGUCAAUCCCACCAUAGUCCUACUGCAACACAACCGAGAGCAGCAAAAGCAUCUGUCUUAUUUGAAAGACCCAACUCCAGAAAGAGACAAAAGCCCUGACCCUGGCAGAGAAUCAGUGAGUCCUCUUCCUGACAUGGACGGACGGAGGCUGCGUCUGUCACUGCACUACCCUGUCUACAGUCCUGCAAACGCCCCCACCGCGCCUGUCAGGAACACGGAGAAGUCCAAAGACUGGUACAAGACCAUGUUCAAACAGAUCCACAGAAUCCCUGAGCCUAUUGAGGAAAACCCUUACCGCCCCACCUACAUUUUCCCUGAGAACUAUGACAUUCACAUGAAAUCAAGAGAUGAUGGCCACACGCCUUUUAGUUAUCUAGAAGAUGUCAGAACAGUUCCUCGCUCAAAGAGUGACGCUGAGGUUGUUUCAAGAGCCCGGACUCUGCCGGUGCCAACAAGGUCCUCAUCUCUCAAGCCUUCAUCCCAAAGGAAUGAGUGGGAGCCCCCAGAUAAGAAGGUAGACACCAGGAAGUACCGUGCCGAGCCCAAGAGCAUCUUUGAGUACGAGCCGGGGAAAUCAUCAGUGCUGAAGCUGGAGAGAACGAAUCAGGAUGUAAGUCCAGAAGAUAUAGAUUUAGAGAAUGAGCCUUGGUAUAAAUUCUUUUCAGAGAUGGAGUUUGACAAAGCGAGUACCCCCUCUUUCACUCCCCUGGACUCAACCUCCAACCUGCAGCAGUACUCCUCAAGCAAGUCUGGACACAACGAGGUGGAGACGGACCAGGGAUCAUCCACGAGUGAGCCCACGGCUCCAGAAUGCGACCGUCAUGUUUACAAGAGUGUCCUAGAGGGCGGCGACAUUCCCUUACAAGGUCUAAGGGCCCUAAACAAGCGCCAUGGCAGUUCUUCUUCCUCUUCUAAAGUGGAUUAUAAAGGUGGGAAUGGCUAUAUAAUUUCCCCUUGCUCCUCUGUAAAUAGUCGAACAGUUCUUGCCAGUAAUGCAAUAGGUAACCAGUGUACGAAUAAGAAGCCUCUCUCUGCUGCCAAGGCCUGCAUACCUCAAAUUCUCCCUUCUAAGUUCAAGCCCAAGCUGCUGCCACCCAGUGGUGACAGUGAGGAGAGCAGGACUAGAACUGUCAAACACCCUAAGGCCCACAGCUGUGAAGAUCUGUACACAGGGCCAUGUGACAAGGACUUUGCCGCAGUGGAUGAUAAGGAUGGUGGUCAGUGUUCUGACUCCAAGCACAGUUUUGGCAGUGAGUGUUUUGACAGCAUCAGGAAUGCUUCUCCCACACUUAAAAGGAGCGCAUCGGAGUUUUCCAGCCUCUACCGGAACAUGCAUCACAUCCAGCGGCCCAGUUCAGUUGGCUGCAGCCCUCACGGCAGCGUCCGAAGCCUGGCCUCUCUGUUUGAGAAGUCAAAGGUGGCUGGGGGUGAGAGGUCAGAGGCAGAUGACGGUGGUUACAUUCCACGGGAUACUGUGUCAUCACGGGUCAGCGAGUUUGAAGUGAUCAUACAGCGUUCUACCCCAGCUCCCAGCAGGUCCUCUUCUCUGCCUACCCUUAACUCAAGUCACAACCAUAGCCCGUCCCACAACUUUAUGACGUCUGCAGUGUCAGCCGAGUCCCUCCUGGUAGCUGACACCAACCAGACAAAUACCUCUUUCCCAGUGGUGGCAGAUGACAAGAUCUGUGAGGAGGAGGAGACUUUGUCUGUCAACAGUUUAAGAGAAGAGGAGGUUGUGUCCUCUUUAGAAAAUGGACACAACAUCAGGACAGAGUCCCCCUCUAACACUGAGGUCGAGGAGAUCUUAAGUAAAAGCUCCUCUGAACCCCUGAAUCAACGUGUCAGUGCAUCAAAGAGUCCUGUUCAACUACAUGCUGUGCCCCCUCCACAACAAAAUCACUUUCACAACCACCACCACCUGCACCACCACCUGCACCACCACCUGAAUCAUCAGCUUCUCCUCAAGCCCAGCAAAUGCAAAGGCUCCUGUCCAGCCUCCUACACCCGCUUCACCACCAUCCUCAGGCAUGAGAGGCAGCAGGCUUCGAUACAGCAGGAGAGGCCUUCAACUCCAGAGAAGAGAACCACUCUUCCUGGAAACCUCUUCCUCAUGGGCCCUGCCCCCUUCAGACCAAGGAAGAACACACAGACAAAGAGAACUCCAUUAGCCACCAGAGUGACAGCAGUUCCCCAUCAGCCCAACAAUGUGUCCCCUGAGCCCAGGCCUCUGAUCCCUCAGCGUCUGUCUUCUUUGGAGGUCCUGGGGAGGCUGAGUAACGGGGACGAAGGCAGCGGUGACCACCUCAGUAAUGGGCAGAGCUUGGACGCCAACGGGAACCUCCUGCAGCCGUUGGCACUUUACCUCAGAGACUCAUCCCCAGCUCAUGGGGAAAACCAGGAAGAAGUGCUGCGGAGACGACAUGGUGACAAAGAGAAAAUCUUGGAGGAGCAGCGGCGUCUGAAAAGGGAACAGGAAGAAGCUGACACAGCGUCCAGAAGACACACAGGCAUUGUCCCCACGCACCAUCAGUUUAUCACCAACGAGCGUUUCGGUGACCUGCUCAACAUCACAGAUAACACAGAGAAGAGGAAAUCCGGUGUAGAGAGAACUCCCGCCAUGGCUCGGUUUGACUUCAGAGCAGAAAGUCUAAAAGAAUUACCGUUUCAAAAGGGGGACAUUGUUUACAUCAUUCGACAGGUGGAUCAAAACUGGUAUGAAGGAGAGCAUCAUGGGAGAGUUGGUAUUUUCCCCCGAAGUUAUGUUGAGCUGCUUCCCCCCACGGAAAAAGCCCAGCCAAAGAAAUGUGCCCCCGUUCAAGUCCUGGAAUAUGGAGAAGCUGUUGCUCGCUUCAAUUUCAAUGGAGACACAGUGGUAGAAAUGUCUUUCAAAAAAGGAGAGAGGAUUACGCUUAUUCGCAGAGUGGACGAAAACUGGUAUGAAGGAAAAAUCUCAGGCACCAACCGCCAGGGCAUCUUUCCCGUCACCUAUGUAGACGUACAUAGAAAACCCCGUGUCAAGAACGCCACAGAAUACAGUGACCCUCCUGUCAGCCACUCACCACAGCGCAGCACCAACGCAUCUCCUCAGCUGAAUCGUAAUCGCCUGACCACCUCUCCUCUUCCCCUCCCUCGGUCCCCUCGCCGCUCUGUGUCCCCCGAGGUCCAUGCUAUCUCCUCUGAAUGGAUCUCCCUGACUGUGGGAGGAGGGAGCCCUCCAGCUGCCCCCACCCCUCCACUGCCACCCCUGCCCACUGUGUCCUACCGCUGCGGCGAGUACCUGCCGCCACCAUUCUCUGUCAGCCCCGUGCCUCCCAUAACUGGCAGUCCUUAUUGCGUUUCCCCUUCGGCCUCCCCUUCAGCCUCACCACUUCCCCCACCUUACCCACCCCGGCCCAACUCAACCACACCUUUCCUCACCUUCACCCCGCCUCAGGGGGACAACUUCCUGCUCUUUCCUUCCUCCCCACACCUGUCACGCAGCAUGAGUCCCUGCAGCGGGCCAGUGCUGGAGGGUUGGCUGAAGGGGGAGAAGGAGGUGGCAGAGGGGGACAGCACAGAGAGAAACAGGGGCCGCAGAGCCCUGGGCAGCAGGCAGAAUAGUCCUGCAGAGUUUGUAAAAAAUGAAGCUGACCAUCAUGGACGCAGCUCCAGGAGCCCAGUGAUGUUGUACGACCUCCAGGAUAAUAACAAUGUCAACUCAUUUGCGCAACCCCAGUCCCACAGCAGCAGCCCAGAGCCAGGUCGUGUCAGUUGUGGAAUUUUCCAGGCUUUGUACAGUUAUGUGCCACAGAACGACGAUGAGCUGGAGCUGCGGGAGGGAGAUCUCGUCAGUGUCAUGGAGAAAUGCGAUGACGGCUGGUUUGUUGGUACGUCAAAGAGGACUAAACAGUUUGGGACUUUCCCUGGGAAUUACGUGAAGGAGGUGAAACUGUAAAGAUCUCCAAUCUGACAGUCACACACGGCUGCCUGUCGAUCUUAGGAAGUCAUUACUAUCACGCAUGGCUGUGGGUUAGCAUAGUCUUUUUUAGCCAACCAAGUCAGUACUGUCAGAUGGGUCUCGACCUGAGGUAUGUCCAACUGUAGGAGGUGAAGACAGAGACAGCACACUGCCCAAACCUCAGAAUUUGUUGUCACAUAUUUUACACACAUUCAAAUCUAUGUAUGGAAAUCCUCUGUGGAAAACAAAACACUAGCUUUUAGUGCACAGAUGCAUACUUUCUUGUCCUUCUUAUUCUAAAAUUCACUACGUGUUUACAUACAGUAGCACCUCAGUUUAGA